UGCCCCAGAUCACGUUUGCCACCAGCAGCCAACCAGUCGGGCCCAAGUCCUCGGGCAGCAAGCGAUUGGGGGCGAGUGAGCUCGGCUCCCCAGUCCCCGGUCCGGGUCCCCCCCCGCCGGGCCCGAGGCGGUAUAUCCUGCCCUCCCCGGUCACCUCCCACUCGUGGAAGCGGAGCCGCGGCCUCGCUGUAACGCAGAAGCGAAAUGUAGCCAGCCGGGUGUCGCGGCUGGACGCUCGCCUUGGCUGGGGGUGUGGGGGGGCACACGGGGGGCCGAGGAGGACUGCCAAGGAAGAGGAGUGAUGAGAAGAGGGUGUGCCCUGCACCCCCCGAGACCACGGGCCCCUGCUGCCACUCGCCAGGCGCCCCCUUUCCUCCCAAGCGAGGGGCAGGUGUUCCACACAGAUCCUCGUGACUUUAAGGACCAGGCAAUUGGGGAGGUACAAAGUCUUCCCAGGAAGGGAGGAAAUCUCUGGAAGAGAGGGGAAAGACAGCAGACACUGCCCUGGGACCACCCAAGCCUGAGGUGCUGUGGGAAACCGAAGGCAUCAAUCAGGAGGAGCAGGAAGGAGCCCCAGACCCAGGUGGAAGCUGUGUUCUGAACCAUCUGAAUUUGGUCUACUUUUCACGAGAGAGGGGCUGCCUCAGGGGGCACUGCAGCCUUGGGCUGGGCCCUUCUCUGGAUGCCCCCUUCCCUGAGGAGCUUGCCGCUGAGAACCAAAGAAGAUAAGGGGUCAGACAGACUUCCCCCAGGCACUGGGCCGGGUGGCUGGAGGCGGGCAUCUGCACCCCUAGUGGUGGGCUGCUGAGCCUGGUGAGGAGUUUCUUCUCCCCUCCAGCUCCCGGCUCCAGUGCUUGAUGGGGCUGCUUGUUGGUGGAUCAGUUUUUGCACUGCCUGGUAGCAGCAGAGAGCCGUGGGAAGAGGACCCGCGGCACCCAAGCCUGGGUUUCCCCCAAGACUAAGUUCUUUCCUGAGUUAGGGAGAGAAAAAGCAGAAAAAAGAAAGUUCUCCCCUCCUCUCCUCCCUGCCCGUCAUGUCCUCUAAGCCGGAGCCGAAGGACGUCCACCAACUGAAUGGGACUGGCCCUACUCCCUCUCCCUGCUCUUCAGAUGGCCCCGGGCGAGAGCCCUUGGCCGGGACCUCAGAGUUCCUGGGGCCUGAUGGGGCUGGGGUGGAGGUGGUGGUGAUUGAGUCUCGUGCCAAUGCCAAGGGGGUUCGGGAAGAGGACGCCCUGUUGGAGAACGGCAGCCAGAGCAAUGAAAGUGACGACGUCAGCACGGACCGUGGCCCUGCACCACCCUCCCCACUCAAAGAGACCUCCUUUUCCAUCGGGCUGCAAGUGCUGUUCCCCUUCCUCCUGGCAGGCUUCGGGACUGUGGCUGCUGGCAUGGUGCUGGACAUCGUGCAGCACUGGGAGGUCUUCCAGAAGGUGACGGAGGUCUUCAUCCUGGUGCCUGCACUGCUGGGGCUCAAGGGGAACCUGGAAAUGACCCUGGCAUCAAGGCUGUCUACCGCAGCCAACAUUGGGCAAAUGGACACACCCAAGGAGCUCUGGAGGAUGAUCACUGGGAACAUGGCCCUCAUCCAGGUGCAGGCCACGGUGGUGGGCUUCCUGGCAUCCAUCGCAGCCGUCGUCUUCGGCUGGAUCCCUGAUGGCCACUUUAGCAUCCCACAUGCCUUCCUCCUGUGUGCCAGCAGUGUAGCCACAGCCUUCAUUGCCUCCCUGGUGCUGGGUAUGAUCAUGAUUGGAGUCAUCAUUGGCUCUCGAAAGAUUGGGAUCAACCCAGACAACGUGGCCACACCCAUUGCUGCCAGCCUGGGUGACCUCAUCACCUUGGCACUGCUCUCAGGCAUCAGCUGGGGACUCUACCUGGAACUGAGUGAGGCUGAGGCCACCAAGAGUGGCUCAGAUCACUGGAGAUACAUCUAUCCCCUGGUGUGUGCCUUCUUCGUGGCCCUGUUGCCUGUCUGGGUGGUGCUGGCCCGACGGAGCCCAGCUACGAGGGAGGUGUUAUAUUCAGGCUGGGAGCCUGUCAUCAUUGCCAUGGCCAUCAGCAGUGUGGGAGGCCUCAUCUUGGACAAGACUGUCUCAGACCCCAACUUUGCAGGGAUGGCUGUCUUCACACCUGUAAUCAAUGGUGUUGGGGGCAAUCUGGUGGCAGUGCAGGCCAGCCGCAUCUCCACUUUCCUCCACAUGAAUGGGAUGCCAGGGGAGAACUCUGAGCAAGCUCCUCGCCGUUGCCCCAGCCCUUGUACCACCUUCUUCAGUCCUGAUGUGAAUUCCCGCUCAGCCCGGGUCCUCUUCCUCCUUGUGGUCCCAGGACACCUGGUGUUCCUCUACACCAUUAGCUGUAUGCAGGGCGGGCACACCACCCUCACACUCAUCUUCAUCAUCUUCUACAUGACAGCUGCACUGCUCCAGGUGCUGAUUCUCCUGUACAUCGCAGACUGGAUGGUGCACUGGAUGUGGGGCCGGGGCCUGGACCCGGACAAUUUCUCCAUCCCGUACUUGACUGCUCUGGGAGACCUGCUUGGCACUGGGCUCCUGGCACUCAGCUUCCAUGUCCUCUGGCUCAUUGGGGACCGAGACACAGAUGUCGGGGACUAACUUGGCCGCUCAACCUUUUCCCUCUGCACUUCGUAUUUGAAUUUUUUCUUUUGUUCCCCUCUCCCCAACCCACCCCACCACUCUCACCUCUUUCUAGGACUUCACUUUGAUACCAAAUUCUCAUUAUUUUCAAUGGGAAUUUUUAUACAUUGAGCCGUUUGAAUAGCAAGAAUUCAGGAAGGACAGAUGGACUGAGAUAAGCAGUUACAAGUAGAUUUUUGAGACAAUCACCAAGUGCAAUUUCAUGGUGGGUGCCUCCAGGUGAGGUGGACUGGGACAGGGGGUUUUUGUCUGGAAUCUGGGGGUAUAUGACUUAGCUUUAGCAACCUCAGUUGUGGCCCUAAUGAGAAACCCUUUGUGAGUGGGCUCUGGUUUUUUUUGGUUAUGUUGUUUUCUUUUUCUUUCUUUGGUUGAACAGAGGGAUAAAUAAAUAACACACACACAAACACACACAUGCAUACACACUUGUAGAAAUGGACCAACUUCAAAGCACUGGGCAAGAGACAGCUGCUUCAGGCCCCCUGUAAUCCCAGCCCUACUCUCUGCCCUCUGAACUUGAGCCCUCCUGCUCUCAGAAAGAAUAAGGUGGACUAACGGUUCAAUUUGUGCACGUGCCUCUUGCCUGACUGCCUGGUCAACAUCACCAGUGCUCCUUCUGAUUGUUUUUCAGUUGAAUGUCAUCCAGGAAGAAAUAAGCAGUGGCCUAAUCUCCCUGCGAAUUCAUGUCUCCCCAUGGGUUUCCCAAGAUCCACAUCCUCCCUGGGCCCGAGGACUCUUUGUCUCUGUUUGGCUCUUCUCUCUAAUUACAUCUAAGCACUACCUUCCCUAGAGCUUGCCAAGAGGGGUUCCAAGAUUAGGGACUGAGCAAAGCUAUGUGGAGAAUGACUAGGAGGUUGAGGACAACCAGGGGUGUUUCGUUGCUGCUGUUUUUCCUGAGGACGUAAUCAUGUGGUCACCUUGGCCUCUAUUACUUCCUAAAAAUCAUUCAUUCUAUCCUUCCUUGGAGGUCAGUUGUUCUCUCUCUUGGUUCCUGCCCGCAUUCAUUCACUCAUUCAACAAAUUCCCAGCCUCCCCAAGAUGAGCUCUUCUUCUAACAUGUUCUGAACCGUGUACUGAGCAAUGUUUAUUGGGUGCCUACUAUGUGUUAGGUACUAUGCCAGGCACUGACUAGCCGGUGGUAAGGGAAUCACAGCUAUAACCUCGCCUCAUUCCCCAGGUUACAAAGGUCAUAUGCCCCUUUCAAUAUGGCAGACAAGUUCCCUCAAUGUAGAUAUUUGCUUCUACUUCACCAAGCCAGGUCCGCCUUGUUCUUUCUAGACUGUAACCCUGCAGUGCUGACCAUAACUCAAGCCACCAGUCCCAUUGUUUAACUAGUGUCUGUAUCUCUAAACUACCCUUCUUCACUUUCCCUUCCUCCUCUCCUCCCCACGCACCCAAAAGAGGAUUUAGAACUAGCAGGCCGGACACCAACUGGCUGCUUCUGCUUCUCUCAGCCUAGCAAAAAAAAAAAAAAAAAAAAAAAAAAAAAAUUGAGAGAAAUCUAGAGCCUCUGCCUCUUCCCAACACAUAGCUCCAAACAGCUCAGAAAGCUGUCCACACUCACAUGUGCCAAUCUGGACAUCAGGAUGCAGACUUUUUCUAGCCUGUCAGGUACCUCCCCAUAAACACUCUCCUCUGUAACCUACAGAGCCACAUCCAAGGGAAGAAGGUUAGGCCAUGGGCCUGCUUCUACCAGCACCAGGCCUUACCCUGGGAACUUGCCCUAGACCUCUAGAGACUGUCCUUUCUCUCCCAUUUUCUCCCAGUCCACCUUCUGGAAUCAUAGAACCUUAGAACUGGAAGGAGUCAUAGAGGUUAUCUAGUUGGAGUUGUGUCCAGCAGAGUUCAUUAACACCAACCUGGGCCUGUUCCUUCUUUUCCCUCUGACCUCCUUUCAUCUUUUCCUCCACCUCAGUACACACUUGCCCACAGACUUGUACAGACACCAAACCCUGAGGCUGUGCCCCUGUGAUCUCCAGCCACCCCUGCCCCAGCCUCUCACACCUUCCUCAUCUCUGGAGUUCAGCCAGGCUGUCCCUGGAGAAUCAGUCCUCCUUUGCCUAGAAAGCAAAAAGACCCCAGGGUCUGAGUGUGUGAGCAGAGGAGGACUAUGGGGCAAGAGGGAAGGAAAAUGAAGUUGACGUCAACAGAAGAUUUCAUUUCUUUCCCCCUGAUUGCACCAACUGCAUGUACUUUUGGCCUGGCUGCAAGGAGCAAUAUUGGUUUACUCUUGUAUCCUUCAAAAGUUACAGAACUGUGUCUUAAGAGAAUUAUUUAUAGUUACUAUAACUGAAUUGACAAAUGUCAACUUAACUGAUAAAUUAUAUUUGGUAAAAUAAAGAGGACGUUUAUUUAAAUGGUU
This is a messenger RNA of Sciurus carolinensis (gray squirrel), 5009 nucleotides long. It is a transcript of the gene Slc41a1, whose product is annotated as solute carrier family 41 member 1. The record is from RefSeq and is a predicted model, not a curated record. Bases 1034 to 2608 code for a protein of 524 amino acids. Lineage: Eukaryota; Metazoa; Chordata; Mammalia; Rodentia; Sciuridae. Gene Ontology annotation, molecular function: monoatomic cation transmembrane transporter activity. Gene Ontology annotation, cellular component: plasma membrane. The transcript is spliced from 11 exons. Gene Ontology annotation, biological process: monoatomic cation transport.